AUGAGUGUAUCCACGGUAUACGAUGACGUGAAAGCCAGCGUUUUUGAGGAGGAGGCGGAGGAGAAACCGGAAGAGGCGCCUCUUUCGACAGAAGCAGGGUGGGAGAAUGGGUCCGAGGAGGUCGAAAUUACUGGCGAAGGGGAUGCCGAUGACGCCGAGUCGAAUGCUCUUCGAAACACUGAGGCGCGUGACCGACCUCCCGCGAAAGGUGAAGCCCGCAGGAAGAAGCGCCGACAGAAAGGAUGCAGUCGUGAGGAGACAUUGCUGGCGCUGCGGCGUCAAAUAGAGUACUAUUUCAGUGAUGGAAAUCUGGCAGUUGACACAUUCUUUCACAAGCAUAUGUCUGAACACCCAGAAGGUUGGAUCGAUGCUGCACUGGUGCUAAACUGCAACCGUGUGAAGAAACUAGAAGUCUCGGACGAAGCAGAUAUUGAAGCAGCGCUGGUGGAGUCAGAGCUGGAGACGCGGUGGUUGCAUGGAGCGGAUGGGCAGACGUUGCAACUGCGUCGGGAGAACGGUCGGAAAUUGCCAGACCUGCGUGCUGCAGGCUGGCUUGCCACAAAAAUCGAACAGCGCCGACAGUGCGCUGAGGCUCAGUCACCGGCUUUUGGGGACGCGGACAAGGUGACUCAAGCUCAAGCUCCCAAAGUCGGAGAUUCUGUGCGGCUUGUCACCGGGGAGAGCGCUGGACAGAGCGGACAAAUUUUAUCCGUUGACGAGGGCGAGUUCACUGUCUUGGUCGGUGGCAUGGAUGUUUUGGUGGUCUCGUCGAGUGAGCUAGAGGUGCAUGCGCCUGCAUGA
Messenger RNA from Symbiodinium necroappetens, 801 nucleotides. The record is from the annotation of a GenBank genome assembly. NCBI's taxonomy places the organism in Eukaryota, Dinophyceae, Suessiales, Symbiodiniaceae.